Daldinia vernicosa is the source of this 2175-nucleotide messenger RNA. Its product is annotated as glycosyltransferase family 90 protein. The coding region runs from base 182 to 2053 and encodes 623 amino acids. The record is from RefSeq and is a predicted model, not a curated record. NCBI's taxonomy places the organism in Eukaryota, Fungi, Ascomycota, Sordariomycetes, Xylariales, Hypoxylaceae. The transcript is spliced from 2 exons.
CCAUUUCUUUUAAAGGUUUAUAUCUCUAUACCUCCAUAUAUCCAUAUUUCCAUAUUUCCUUCCACGAUAGGUACAUGUACCAAUGUCAUUCUUUACAUCAUUAUUUCCUGCUGCGCCAAUAAGUUUCAGCCGACGCCAUCGAGCCUUCUAAACUGCGGGUGGGAUUAGGGCUUGAAGAGAAAUGCGGCCGCGCCAACUGAUCCUGACCGGCGGGCUCGUCUUCCUCGGUAUUUGCGUCAUCACACUCUUCCGGUUGACGCCUUCCGGCACCAAUCUCUCAGACCUUAAACCCGGCCCUUUAUCCUAUACACACGGCACUGGGAAAGAUGGCUCGAGUAAUGCACCACAACCGCUGGCGGCCCCGGUCCCCUUCGAUCCUAAGCCGAAGCCCGCUCCCGCUGGAGAACAUCCUAUGUAUUACCUGAUCACGCAAGCGGAAAAGGAUCUCGAGGCCACCAAGUCACGCCAGUCCAAGACAAUCAAGGAUGCUGUUGCAGAGUACCGCAGGCGGUAUGGGAUCCCCCCGCCGCCCAACUUUGACAAGUGGUUCGAGUUCGCAAAGGCCAAGAACGUCCAGCUCAUCGACGAAUUCGAUAUGAUCCACGAAUCGCUGACGCCCUUCUGGGGACUGAAGCCCUUCACGAUACGCGCGCGCGCCAGGGAGGCGCUAGGUUUCGACAACGCGUUGCUAGGUGUCCAGAUCCGAAACGGUAAAAUUACGCAUAUCCAGGGCGGAAGCGAGUGGCAGCGCGAGGCCACUGCGGGCAUGAUGGGGAAAUUCCUAAAGUGGUUACCCGAUAUGGACCUGUGCUUUAAUCUGCACGACGAGUCGAGAGUCGUAGUACCGCAUGAUGACCUAGCUAGAUUGGUUAAGAGGGCUAAGGAGAUUAAUAUGCCCGCGGCCAAUUCCCAUUCCCGCCCGAGAAACGAGUUCACGCCCAUGGGCAAGGGGCUAAAUGACGGGUCUAAAUUUGAGGAGAGCAAACUGACGCGAUUCAACGUCUUUGCCCACCAGCCAACUUGGACUCACUCGAGGUUGUCGUGUCCCCCGGAAAGUCCUUCUAGAGGUUUGGAGGAAGAAGAGAGAAAAGAUGACAUCUCGAAGUACGGCUUGGGAGAGCUAGGCUUCAUCUACAAUAUCACAGCCAUGUCUGAUAUCUGCUAUUCCCCGUCGCUAGGCUCGACGUUCGGCUUCUUCGACCGGCCGAAUGCAUACAACAUCGUCCUCGAUCUGUUCCCGAUAUUCUCACAGUCCAAGAUCUCGUCCUACUCCGAUAUAUUGUACCCGUCGCCGUGGUACUGGUUCGAGAAGGUAACGUAUGACGAGGCAAAGGACAUUCCGUGGACCGAGAAGCAGGACAAGUUCUACUGGCGCGGUUCUACGACUGGCGGUUUCAGCAGGAACGGCGGGUGGCGACGACAGCACCGACAGCGGUUUGUGAAGAAGAUGAACGCGGCCGAUAACGCUAAGAUCCUCGAGGAGGUAAAUGGUAAAUGGGGGGUCCAGGAGGUACCGCGGGGCGACUACAAGGACAUCAUCGACGUAUACUUCUCGGGGGUGGGGCAGUGCGACCCCGGCGACUGUGAUGCGCAGAAGGAAUUCUUCACGAUCAAGGGGCAUGCGGAGCAACAGGACGCGUGGAAGUACAAGUACCUACUAGACAUCGACGGGAACGCGUUCAGCGGGCGAUUCUAUGCGUUCCUAAAAAGCAAGAGCUUAGUGUAUAAAUGGGCUAUCUUCCGCGAGUGGCACCUCGAGUGGCUGAAGCCGUGGGCGCAUUACAUCCCGCUCAGUAUACAGGGCGAGGAGUGGCUCGAGGCUGUCCGGUUCUUCGGCCACGGCGAUCUGGGGACGAAGGAGGCCGAGCGCCUCGCGAACCAGCAGCGCGAUUGGGCGAAUAAGGUGCUAAGGCACGAGGACAUGGAGGUGUGGUUCUUUAGGUUGCUGCUAGAAUACGGCCGAGUCGCAGACGACGAACGCGAGAACAUCGGAUACUCGGUAGGCGCACCCGCGGGUAGGGCGUCGGGAGAAGUCUCUUCUUCUAGCCCAUGACGGAAAGAUAAAGCGGACACGUUAAUAUGGGGGUCGGAAACGGGGAUAGGAUACUAGGAUAUGCUACGUAGGCAUAAGUAGAUCUGGCAGGCCGGCGUACGGAUUGUAUAAAACAGCUGCAU